AUGGUCGAUAAUACUGGGUAAGUAAAUUUUGAAGAUUUUUGACUGUUUUUAAACAUGUUUUGACAUCGUAUAAGAUAUAAAAUGACACUUUAAAAAAAAAAACUUUUUUUGAAAAAACAUGUUUUGUCGUAUAACAUGUCGCCUUGCUUUUAAAUUUGUAAAAUACGUUACAGUGUUGAGCUGUCUUCAUAAAAUACAGUAAAAUAGAGUUAUUGCUUUAGGUAUUUCAAAGGAAAAACCGUUUUUGUGUCGGGCGGAUCACGAGGAAUUGGAUUAGCCAUAGCCAAGAAGCUGGCCAGGGAUGGGGCCAAUAUCGUCAUCGCGGCCAAGACAACCGAGCCUCAUCCUAAAUUGCCUGGUACGUACAUUAAUUUCUACUUUUUACACUCCCUAGCUUCUCAUUUACCCUAUCCUGCCCUACCCUACUCUACCCUACCACAACCCUUACUUUUACCCCUCCCGUAUUCAUAAGCUUGUCGUUACUCUACCACUAUCCUACCGUGCCGUAUUAUACCCUACCGUCACCUACCGUACUCUAUUUUACUUUAUUUUUAUCCCAACCCCUAGCCUACUAAUACCCUACUCUACCGUAUCCUACCCUACCUUCCCCUACCGUAUCAUACAGUACACUAUUUUACCCUAUCCCUACUCUCUAUCUCACUAUGCCCUAGAGUGUACUGUAACUUUAUUUUUUAAUUUUAAACUCCACGCUAACCCUACCGUACCCUACAGUAACCCAUACCGUUUCUAGGUACAAUAUACACAGCAGCCAAGGAGAUCGAAGCAGUUGGAGGUAAAUGUCUACCAUUGGUUAUGGAUGUGAGAUACGAAGAAGAGGUCGAAAAAGCGGUCAAAAAGGCGGUCGAUCACUUCGGAGGUAUUGAUAUACUACUCAACAACGCCUCAGCCAUCAGCACAACCCCAACUGAACAGACUGACAUGAAGAGAUACGAUCUAAUGCAACAGAUCAACACUAGAGGCACUUUCUUACUGUAGGUAGGGGUGAGGUUUGGGUAAGGGUAUGGGGUAGGAGUAGAGGUAAGGAUAUGGUAUGGUUAUGAGUAAUAGUAGGGGUAUGGGUAUCGAUAGAGCUAUGGGUAAGGGUAUUGAUAAGGGUAGGGGUGUAGGUAUAGGAAAAGGUGGGGGAAUGGGGUACGGGAGUUGAUAUGAGUAUGGGGAAGGGUAUGAGUAUGGCUGUCUGUGUGGGUAUCGGUAUGGGUGUAGGUAUGGGUAAGGGUAGGGGUAAAGACAAGUGUAGGAAUAGGGGUAGGGGUAUCGUUAGAGAUAUGGGCAGGAGUAUAGGUAGGGGUGGGGAGAUGGGUAUGAAUAUGAAGUAAGAGAAGGUAGGUGUCGGAGUUAAGAUAGGCUUUGAAAAGUUCAAAAAUUUUUCUUUUCUCACUUUUAAAAAUUUUUUUUCGGACAUGUUUUAUCGUAUAACAGGUCGCUUUUUUAAAAGUAUUUAGGGUUCUGUUUGAAGAAAGCUUAUGAAAAUUUAUAUUUAGGCCUUAAAGGCCCCAAAAAAUCAUUUUUUUAAUUUUUCAAAAAUUUUUUUAUUGUGGACAUGUUCCAUCGUAUAACAUGUCACUUUUUAAUAAAACAAUUAAAAAUAUCGAAAAAAUAAAGUAAAAUUGAAAAAGUAGUGUAAGUGUACUUCAAAAAACUCAUGAUUAUAUUGAUUUUUGUAAUAUUAUGGCGUGGACAUGUUCCAUCGUAUAACAUGUCACUUUUUUAAUAUUUAGAGUUCUGUUUGAAGAAAGGUAAUGAAAAUCAAUGUUUGAGCUUUGAAAGACUUCAACAAAAUCAUUUUUAAAACUUUUUUAAAAAUUUUAUGUUGCGGAAAUAUUCCAUCGUAUAACAUGUCACUUUUUUUCAAAGUUAAGCUAAAAUCUUCAAACCAAUUGCAAAGUAUCUAAAUUCCGUAAAAAUGACAAAAAUUAUCAAAAAUUUUUGAACAUACAUUUAAAAGUCACUUUCAGCUCAAAAACCUGUCUUCCAUACCUAAAAAAGGCAUCCAACCCCCACAUCCUCAACCUCUCUCCGUCCCUACUUCUUGACCCACAAUGGUUCCGCUAUCACGUCGGAUACACGAUCUCCAAGUACGGCAUGAGUAUGUGUGUAUUGGGGAUGGCACACGAGUUUAAAGAGUUUGGCAUCGCGGUGAAUGGGUUGUGGCCGCGAACUGCCAUCUGGACGGCGGCGAUUACGUUGACCAGUAACGAUGAAGAGGCCCGGAACUUUUGUCGCAAGGAUGACAUUAUGGCCGACUCGGCCUACUUGAUUUUGAGCAAGAAUAGUCGACAGUUUAGUGGUCAGUUCGUGAUUGAUGAUGAGAUACUACAGGAGCAUGGGGUUACGGAUAUGGAUCGAUACACGUUUGUCAAAGGUAAACUACGACAACUAGAUAUAUAAGGAGAUGAAGAAAUUCAAUAUGAGUAUAGUAAUAUAAACUAUAGAAGCCAAAUCUUGUAGGCUUAGAAUUAACGAAUUUCGGCUUGAUUUUAGACUGGCUUUGGUAGGUUUGGUACUAAGGAGGUAUAGGCUUAAUUUUAAUAAAUAAUAAGCAAGAUAGCUUUUAGCUUAGUAAGCUUAGGCUUAGUACACUUAAGAAUAGUAGGCUUACACUUAGUACGCUUAGGCUUAAUAGUUUUAGGCUUAGGCUUAGUAGGCUCAGGCUUAGUAGGCCUAGACUUAGUAGACUUAGGCUUAGUAGUCUUAGGCUUAAUAGGUUUAGGCUUAGUAGGCUUAAGCUUAGUAGGCUCAAGCUUAGUAGACUUGAGCUUAGUAGGCUUGAGCUUAGUAAGCUUAAGCUUAGUAGGUUUAGGCUUUAAAUUAGUAGACCUAGCCUUAGUAAGCUUAAGUUUAAACUUAGUAGCCUUAGGCUUAAAUAUCUUUAAAGUUUCACCUUUUUAGACCACCCAAUCGGCACAGACUUUUUUAUUCCAGGAGUAGAAUACUUUGGACCAUUCACUCAUGCCAAAAUUUAA
Messenger RNA from Bursaphelenchus okinawaensis, 2984 nucleotides. Lineage: Eukaryota; Metazoa; Nematoda; Chromadorea; Rhabditida; Aphelenchoididae. The record is from the annotation of a GenBank genome assembly.